Molecule: messenger RNA, 1758 nt
Organism: Schizosaccharomyces osmophilus
Lineage: Eukaryota; Fungi; Ascomycota; Schizosaccharomycetes; Schizosaccharomycetales; Schizosaccharomycetaceae
Gene: cip2
Product: RNA-binding protein Cip2
Exons: 1
Coding region: 1-1758 (585 amino acids)
Cellular component (GO): nucleus; cytoplasm
Molecular function (GO): mRNA binding
Source: RefSeq, a predicted model, not a curated record
AUGGCUGAAGGCACUGGCCAGAGGCCGUUAACGCCUUUGUCACAAGCAUUUUUAUCAACAAAUACCCUUUCCCCUGCCUCUUCUCCUUUGGGAUUUCAUUCCGAUAUGACCUCGCUUCGCAAAAAGAGAGGAAAUUUAUUUCCCAAAUUGGAUGAGUUGAAUGGGAACCCAGAGGAAGAACAACGUGGAAUGAACAUGUCCUCGAAUCCUAACUACUUUGAUUUACGAUGGGGUCAAGAUCGUUCAGGCUUUCCUGGAUCCACUGUAAGCACUCCUGGUAUCGGUGGACCGGUACCAUAUUCUCAUAUGGGUGCAGAAGAUUCUAUACCGGAAGGUGCUUCCACUGCUUUACCUAGCUCUUUACAACAAAUGUUGGAUCCGGAGACCACGGGAAAUUCUAAUGAUUCCUUGAAAACACGCCGUACCAGACUUCAAGCAGCUUGGAAGGAAGCAAGCAACUCCGCUGGUUUAUCUCUACAUUCAACUACUCCUUACGAUGUAUUAAAUAAUGGCGGCCCAGCUACUACUUCUGUUCUGUCUUCUACUACUCACCCAUUAGAGGGAAUGCUUUCUUAUAAUGAUAACGCUAAUCCUCUUGCCUCAUCUGCCACGAAUGCUCCAGGUGCAAAUAUUUCCAAAAAUAUGAGCAGCUCCCAAAUUUUACCUCCUGCCCAAGAGAACGAAGAAGAAACGAUCCCCACUGCUAUCGUUAUAAAAAAUAUUCCUUUUUCUCUUAAGAAAGAGGUUUUGUUUAAGGUAUUUACAGCGUUGGAUAUUCCUCGUCCAUACGCUUUCAACUAUCAUUUCGAUAAUGGAGUCUUCCGUGGACUUGCUUUUGCAAAUUUCCACACUCCCGAGGAAGCAAAGACUGUUGUUCAGGUUUUGAAUGGAUAUGAAAUUACAGGACGACGUCUUCGUGUUGAAUGGAAACGUCAACUUCCUCCCGCUGAGCGCGAGCGCGUUGAACGUGGUAAGCAAGAAAAACGAGCCGUAGAAGAAAGUAAACAACAGUUAAAGCUUCCUUUUUCUGUGGCAAAUCUUGGCGUUGGAGUUGACUUUGAUUUGAACGAUCCCGCCGUCUUGAAUGUUUACUCACACAUCCUCUUAUUUUAUCAUCGCACCGAUAAUCCCGGUGACUUGGUGUUUGACGCCUCUACGAGCCAUGAUGAGCGUCGUGUAGCCGCUCUCUUGGCUUCUCGCUUGAAUUUGAACUAUUCCGUAGCGGGCGAUGCUGAUUCAAAGCAAGUUGUCAUUACUUCUGGCAAUCACCAGGUUCCUGGAUUCCAUUCAUCCAGUGCCAAUCAAUCUCCGGCAAUGUCCAAUGCUCACGUUCCUAAUGAUUUACAGUCAUCGUCCGCCGGAAUGAAUGGCAUGCCUAAUAUGGGUUCUUCAGCGACGCUACAAAAUCCUCUCGCAUCUUCUGGUAUAUUUGAAAACAACCCCUUUUCAGGAUCUACAUUAUCUUCCAAUUAUUCUAGUCUAAGAAGACCGGCACCUUCUUUGCACCUUGCGGAUAGCAUACGGUCAUUGCGUGGAAUAUCAUCGGAUAUGAAGUCGUUUUCUGAUAUUCGCAGCAUGCCUGCAACACCUUUGGAACUUUCCUCUCAAUUUUCAAGUAUGAAUGUGUCUUCCCCGUUGGAACGCGGUUUGGGGACUUCCUCCGGUCCCUUGAACGGAAAUUCUGAUUAUUUUAGUAACCCUCAGCCAUCUUCAGCCGGUGUGGUUGGAUCAAAACCUCAACAAAAGAAUGAACAUUAA